Messenger RNA from Belonocnema kinseyi, 2457 nucleotides. RefSeq names its product hemocyte protein-glutamine gamma-glutamyltransferase-like. The record is from RefSeq and is a predicted model, not a curated record. Gene Ontology annotation, molecular function: protein-glutamine gamma-glutamyltransferase activity. Bases 72 to 2207 code for a protein of 711 amino acids. Gene Ontology annotation, biological process: peptide cross-linking. The transcript is spliced from 8 exons. NCBI's taxonomy places the organism in Eukaryota, Metazoa, Arthropoda, Insecta, Hymenoptera, Cynipidae.
CGCCGAUUUCUGCGGAGUGUGAUUAACUUUUUUACUUUCACUUUGAGAAUUUUGGAUCUAAACCUGUCAAGAUGGACGAGCCACUGGUUGUAGAAACCAUUUACAUGUACGCGAAGGAGAAUGCAAAAAAGCAUCAUACAGAAAAUUUUGAGUUGGUCCAUCUUGACCCACCCACUCCUGUUCUUCGAAGAGGCCAAACUUUUAAUGUUGCUCUGAGAUUUAAUCGAGAAUAUAUUGAUGAUACUGACAUUGUAAGACUUCUCUUCAGUUUUGGACCAAGUCCGAAUGUUAUAAGAGGGACGAGAGGAAUUGGUACUCUCAAUCGAGAUAGUUACAUUACAGAUCUGGAAGCCUGGGGGGUUCGAAUGUUGGGAGCCAAUGGAGCUGAUAUUUCUGUGGAAGUUAGGAGUCCUGUUGACAGUCCUGUUGGAAUUUGGCAGCUGAAUGUGGAAACUACGACCGUCGGAAGAAGGAAAAUUCCUAACAGUCACUCUUAUGAUGGAGAUAUUUAUUUGCUUUUUAAUCCUUGGGUGAAAGAGGACAGUGUCUACUACGAAGAAGAGCAAUAUCUCGACGAAUACGUUUUAAAUGACGUAGGAAAAAUAUGGGUUGGUCCAUUUGGAAGUGCUCGUGGUAGAGAAUGGAUUUUUGGACAAUUUGAUGCCUCUGUUUUGCCAGCUUGUCAAUUGCUUCUUGAACGAUCCGGAAUUAAGGCCAUUUCCAGAGGAGACCCUAUCAAGAUGACUCGUGCCAUCUCCAGAAUUAUAAAUUCGAAUGACGACAAAGGAGUCAUCCAAGGUCGUUGGGACGGUGAAUACGAAGAUGGAACAGCUCCUGCAGCCUGGACAGGAAGUGUACCAAUCUUGGAGGAAUUUUUGGAAACUCAGAAAGAAGUUAAUUAUGGUCAAUGUUGGGUCUUUGCUGGAGUUGUGACGACCGUUUGUCGAGCUCUUGGAAUCCCAUCAAGAGUAGUGACAAAUUUAGUUUCAGCACAUGAUGCCAAUGCAACAUUAUCAGUUGACCGAUACUACACAAUCGAUAAUGAAGAACUUGAGUAUGAUCCUAAUAAUCCUAUGGGAGGCAUCGACUCGAUUUGGAAUUAUCAUGUCUGGAAUGAUGUCUGGAUGGCGAGGCCAGAUCUUCCGAUAGGAUAUGGUGGAUGGCAGGCUAUUGAUGCAACUCCACAGGAAACUUCGGAUGGAUUUUAUCAGUGCGGACCAGCUUCAGUUGAAGCAGUUAGGGAUGGAGCUGUUGGUUAUAAUUUUGAUAUUCAAUUUUUGGUUGCUUCAGUCAACGCUGAUCUGAUGAGAUGGAAAGAAGAUCCUCAUAGCGAAUUCGGAUUCACGAAAAUUGAAAGCAAUAAGUACCACAUAGGGCGUAUGAUCCUGACGAAAGCUCCUUGGGUUUUUGAUCCAAAUGGCGACAAUGAUAAAGAAGAUAUCACUCACUUAUACAAAAACAGGGAAGGUACUGAAGCAGAAAGGCUGACUCUUUUUAGAGCUGUUCGAGCAGUAGAUCUAGCAAAAAGAUUCUAUUCGUUGCCAGCUCCUGGAAAUGAGGACGUCUCAUUUGAUCUCGUGGAAUUACUCCGAGUAAAUAUCGGAGAUCCAUUCAUUGUUGAAGUCAACAUCGAAAAUAAAUCGGACGAAGUUCGAACUGUAAAAGCAAUUUUAUCUGCUGGUAGUGUCUACUACACUGGAAUCAAGGCAAAUAUGGUGAAAAAAGCUUCAGGGACUUUCGUUCUCCAACCAAAAGCACACGAACAACUCAGACUCACAGUAAUUGACGAUGAGUAUUUGGACAAACUGGUUGAAUAUUGUAUAAUGAAAUUAUACGCAAUUGCUUCUGUGGAAGAGACGAGACAGACAUGGGCGGAUGAGGACGACUUUCAGGUUUUGAAGCCAACCAUCGAUGUCAAGAUCGAAGAAGAACUUGUCGUUGGAAGACCAGCAACUAUAAUCCUCAGCUUCAAGAAUCCGUUGAAGAAAGUCCUCACCAAAUGUAGAUUUAAUUACGCAGGACCAGGGUUGUCAAAAAAUAAAACUUUGGAAUACAGGGAUGUUGAACCCGAAGAAGAUGUCUAUGUUGAGCACCAGUUGGUUCCUCAAAAAGCGGGACCUCAAAAAAUAGUUGCUACAUUUACUUCUAAGGAACUUGUCGAUAUCACUGGAUCUAUUGCUGUCGAUGUUUUUGAUAUAAACGAAUGAUCUCUUCUCAAAAUUUAAAAGUAUUUAUUUUUCGUACUUUCAAGAUCUUCAAUAACUUAAUUCUUGUGUUACUUAAAUUAGUUUCGAUUUAUAUUUUAUGCUUUAGAAUUUCUAUCUAGUUUUAUUUAAAAAGUAAGAAUUUGUAAAAAGUUAAAACAUUCCUUCAUUAUCAUUUUAAUAUAUAUGACUAUUUUUUAUGUUAAAAUAAAACUACUCUGUUGUAUAUGUGGCUUAAACUCCAUUUAUUCCA